AUGUCUAACAUUUAUAAGGAACUUCUGAUGUAGCAAUUUACACUCCUCCUAUAGAAAGACCUCCUAAAUUAAUUUAUUAACUUUUUCAAGAUGUUUAUUAUACUUAUCAUAAAUUUAUAUAAUAUACCUGAGAAUGAACGUCUUGUUAUGCAUGUACAUCUGCAACAGAGAGAGGAUUCUUCAAUAAAAUCACCAAGCUAACGAUCUACUUACUAAAAGUAUUCAUCUUCACACUUCCAUAUAAGAUAUUUAUUACUGUUCUCACAGCAAGUUAAAAGCAUCCACUAACAAAAAAAGCACUCAGCCCAAUCAUCUUAUUAUUCUAUAAGCAAAUACUUCGAUUAUAGCAAAAUACCGUAAUUCAUAUUUGUUUAGCUGUUUGUUAGCAAAAGUAAAUAUUUAAAGUUAAAUCUUUCUGCUUUUGAAAGGUAAGAAAUAAAUUAAGAUAUGAAUUAUGUUGAUUGUGUGAUUAAAUAUUUGGUAAUUAAUUUAUAAAUGUUAUUAAAAAUCAAGAUCCUUAAAUGUAAAACGUUCUUGUUAAAAAUUCAAGUGAAAAAUUAAUUGAAAUGUAUUAAGGUUUAGAUUAUGUUCAGUAAGUAAUCUUAUACUUUAAAACAUAUACAAACUAUAAGAAAAUUUUAUUAAAUAAAUACCUGA
Tetrahymena thermophila SB210 is the source of this 657-nucleotide messenger RNA. Its product is annotated as transmembrane protein, putative. The record is from RefSeq and is a predicted model, not a curated record. Lineage: Eukaryota; Ciliophora; Oligohymenophorea; Hymenostomatida; Tetrahymenidae. The transcript is spliced from 2 exons.